Molecule: messenger RNA, 1212 nt
Organism: Sclerotinia sclerotiorum 1980 UF-70
Lineage: Eukaryota; Fungi; Ascomycota; Leotiomycetes; Helotiales; Sclerotiniaceae
Exons: 5
Coding region: 1-1212 (403 amino acids)
Source: RefSeq, a predicted model, not a curated record
AUGGCAGCAGUUUCCGUCAUCAAAUAUCAAGAAGCCAUGGCAGCUGAUGAUAACGCGGUCCCAUGUACUCUGAAGCCUCGUCGCAAUUUGACUGCUACAUACUUUGAGCUCGGCAGAUAUACUUUAUGUCGCGAUAUGACCAAGCAGGUCAUCGAAAUAAUCAAAGAGACUAUGCCAGAGGACAAAGUAAUCCUUGCAAAACUUGCACAACGAGAACAGAGAUCUACAGAACACAUUCCUCAAGUUUCUGAGCAGGAAAAGCUUAAGAGGCGUCUCAAAAUCUAUGCUCCUUUACCACGUUACCAUGCUUCCUUGUACACUACGACGGAUUAUUUCACUGUCGGACACGAUGUUGCCGAAAGCCUCUUCAAUGUCCUUCUCCAGGAUUUCCCUCGGAAAAAUAAUAAAACGAUGUUAUUUUUUCUCGGAGGCAUUGGUGAUUCUCGCAAUUUGUAUGCAACUAUGAUCGAUCUUCAUACAUCAGAGAAGAAAGGAGUCGCUUCUCGCCGAAACUAUCAUUUCGUCGCAAAUGGUCACAACAAAUGUGCUCUCACCAGGAAUCUUAUCAUUUGGAAGCUACUAGACGAACUUUCAACAUUGGCACACGACUCCGAUCAGGGACUGAUGGCUUUAGCUACCAUCUUUUUCAUCUAUGAGUCAUACCUAAUGCCCAAGUACAUCCAUGGAAACUUGCGCAGGAUAAUGGAGAACAUUCUUGUCAGUUUAGAAAAGGGCGAUUCACCACUCCCAUGGGUCUCACUUCAUGCACACGAUAUUCCAAAAUACAUCGAAGUCCUGAAAUCUUGGAUCAGCGAAAACUUCCAGAAUUUUACAGCCUUGGAGGUCAUGCAUGGCAUACGAAUAGCAUUAUCCCAACGCGCGCCUUUUCAUGAUCGAAAUUGCAAGGAGAAGCAAUUGUACACCAGAUACGGUUUUCUGCAACCCCCAGGAAAGAUCUUUCUUCUUUUGAGCCAAGUUUGCUGGAGCUUUUACAAACUCCAUCCAAACCUAGCGUGCUUCGUGGGUCGCCCUAAUGAAUUCGAUUUCGGUAACGAUCCUUUCAGCGCUCUUGACCAUUUCGAAUCUUUUUACAAGGGACAGAAGCCCUCAAGCUUGUUUGAUCACGCAGCGCCCUUAUUCAAAGGUGCAGGAGAUUCAAUCAAAAAGAUGAAGCAAAGACUUCACGUUGAAGUCCUCUGGAGAUGUUAUUGA